Molecule: messenger RNA, 1546 nt
Organism: Patella vulgata (common limpet)
Lineage: Eukaryota; Metazoa; Mollusca; Gastropoda; Patellidae
Product: NADH dehydrogenase [ubiquinone] 1 alpha subcomplex subunit 10, mitochondrial
Exons: 1
Coding region: 128-1333 (401 amino acids)
Biological process (GO): mitochondrial electron transport, NADH to ubiquinone
Cellular component (GO): cytoplasm
Source: RefSeq, a predicted model, not a curated record
AUCACUGGUUAACCGAGUCUUCGAACUCAACUCCAGCAAUGGUGGAUUACUGACGUCUUUCCACUUGUUUCUUGUAAUGUAGACAGAAUUUUAUCUUUAGGAACCCUAAAGAAGCUUGUGUGUCACCAUGGCGCAUAUAUUCCAAGGCCCCCUGAAGCGUUCAGCUGCCAAGUUCCUUCAUCCUGCCCGAUUUCAAGCCGUUGUGGGCAUAACGCUCCCACAACAAUCGGCGAACUUGACCUCCGUCAAAGGCAUGCAGAGUGAAACAUUGAAAAGUCGAGGGAAACCAUGGAACUACGAAAAACAUCCGUAUAAUCACUUUUAUUUUUUUAUCGAUAAUACACUAAAGAGAUUUAACGAUAAUAGCAAGGUGAUUGUCAUUGAUGGAAAUAUUGGUGUGGGCAAGACUGAAUUCGGAAAAAAAUUGGCUGAAGAAUUUGACAUGUACUUCUUCCCGGAUAUUGAUUCCAAUGAUAUUUUUAAAAUAAAGAACCGUGACUUUGAUGUUCGUAUGGUUAAUGAUGUAUUACCCGUUGACGUAAGAUUCUGCGACAUGCCAACAUUUUAUGAACAGAAGGUACCAAGACCACAGCUGUUGCGGUUCGGUUACACGCAAUUGCAGAUGUAUAAAGCUCGCUACUUCAAUUAUCUAAAGGCUUUGGUGCAUAUUCUGAAUACUGGACAGGGCGUCGUGGUUGAGAGGAGUGUUUUCUCUGACAUGGUGUUUGUUGAUGCUAUGAGAAAAUUCAAACAUCUCACUCCCCCUGGUCAUCGUCAUCUCCACUAUGCUAGAACAAAUACGAUCUGUGAGCUGUGGCGACCCCACCUGGUGGUAUAUUUAGAUGCCCCUGUGUCACACGUAAGGGAGCAGAUACAGAAACGAAACGUACCCUGGGAAGUCAAAAGCCCUGCUUUGACGGACGAUUUCAUUGCAGAAAUAAGUAGUGUGUAUAAAAACAAGUACCUCGAAGAAAUGAAAACCAAGAGUGAAAUUAUCCAGUACAACGUCACUGACAUGCCCGACUGGGAAAUUAUAGUCGAGGAUUUUGAGGAUGUCGAUCUGGAGCCCCACCUGGAUGCAGACCCCUUUAAGUUUGUCGAUUGGAUGUUAAGUGAGAUUGCUGAAGAAGACUAUUGUUCUUAUAGAUUCCACGUGUCUCAGACCGAAGAACACAACAGUCUUUUUUACUUUCACAUACCUUUUGAUGCCCCAGAAAUGUUCUGGAAUGGAGAGGAUGCCCAUCUGCUAAACAAUUACAUUGAUCAUGAUCCUGCAGUAGAAACAGAUCCAAACUACAGAGGAUGGGGAGCUCUUUUCAAGUCACCAUUUUAAGAUUUAAGUUAGGAUUAUAAACUCUUCCCAUAGUUUUAAAUCACCAUAUUUGUGGGUAUGGAAAAUGGAAAUGUUGACGACUAUAAUCUACUCCGAUUGAUCUUUGACUUUGUUCUAGUGCUUAAUAACAGAUUCUGUUGAAAGAAAUACUAUCUAAUUUUGUUCAAUGAUAACUUAAGAAACUUUAAAUUAAUAAAUGUGUGUGACAUUAAA